Molecule: messenger RNA, 890 nt
Organism: Silurus meridionalis
Lineage: Eukaryota; Metazoa; Chordata; Actinopteri; Siluriformes; Siluridae
Gene: rabif
Product: RAB interacting factor
Exons: 3
Coding region: 159-587 (142 amino acids)
Biological process (GO): small GTPase-mediated signal transduction; post-Golgi vesicle-mediated transport
Cellular component (GO): cytosol; membrane
Molecular function (GO): guanyl-nucleotide exchange factor activity; zinc ion binding
Source: RefSeq, a predicted model, not a curated record
AAGCAGCAGGACCCUUGCGUUCAUGUUAUAUUUUCUACCCGGUAUGAUUUUCCGACGGACUGUCACUAGCGGGCGGUUGUAGCAAAGAAAACUAAAGAGAAAAUAGCUAUGACGUUUUCGUCCUGGUUUUAGGAAUUUACCAAAUUUCAGUCUUCUUUAUGCCUGGUUGUAGGAGUUGGUUUAAAAUGGAGAAGAGUAAUCCAAGCUUUUGCAGUGAAGGAUGUGUUGAUCCAUGUAACCUUGUUGCAGAAGAUGGAAAAAAUACGAAAUCGGUAGUGUGUCAGCGUUGCGGAUCAAAAGUGCUCUGCCCGGGCAUGGCUAUAUUCACGGAAAAGCAGCUCUUUCUACCUUCAAUGAAAAAGAAAAACAGCAUUGAUCAGUCUGACGGAAGUUUAGACGGAGACACAUUAACAGCUCACUGGCUGGUGGAUGACAUGUACACCUUUGAGAAUGUAGGUUUCACCAAAGAUGUAGGCAGAAUAAAAUAUCUUGUGUGUGCCGAUUGUGAGAUUGGACCCAUUGGCUGGCACAGCCUUGAUGAAAAGAAAUGUUUCUAUAUAUCACUGGAUCGAGUAAAACAUGUAUAGAGUGCUUAAGCUUGUUUAGCACAAGGUGAUGUUACAUAGUUUGCUUUCACUUGUUACCUAUUUUUAUUUUAAGCAUGCCUUCCUGAUCACUACAUUGUGAGUAGUGUGUAAAAUUGUAACACGUUUCGUUUUGCAUUUUUGGAUGCAUUUCUUUUUUCAUUCUUCCUAUUCUUCUCAUUCACUUUCUUUUUAAUAUGCUUGAUUAAUUCGUUGUUUGUAAUGACUCUUGAAUGCUAAUGUACAAUAAUUCAGUAAAGUACUUUUAAGGAUUGUUAUUAAAGGAAGUCAAACAUGGCGUUUCAA